Bombus pascuorum is the source of this 2050-nucleotide messenger RNA. Its product is annotated as solute carrier family 53 member 1-like. The record is from RefSeq and is a predicted model, not a curated record. The transcript is spliced from 3 exons. Bases 189 to 512 code for a protein of 107 amino acids. NCBI's taxonomy places the organism in Eukaryota, Metazoa, Arthropoda, Insecta, Hymenoptera, Apidae.
ACAAUUGGCAGUCGUUUAGAAGCAUCUGGAAGAGUCGGUUGACAAGAAGCGUGCGUGCGAGUGGAUUUACGAGGUCUUCGGAGUAUAAUACAUGUGUAUAACUGUUGUGUGUGAAAUAAAGUGAAUUAUUUGAAUUUCCGAAUCCCUCCUAUAUCUUUACAAUAUAUUAUUGCAUCAAUUGAAGCAAGAUGAAGUUUGCAGAACAUCUGUCUGCUCACAUUACGCCUGAAUGGCGUAAGCAAUACAUAAGCUAUGAGGAAAUGAAGGCAAUGCUCUAUACUGCUGUAGAAGAAGCACCGUCAGCUGAAAGUGUUGUUCUUGAUAUUUCGAUCGCACCGAUAGAAAGUUCUGAUCAAACGCAAAUUUUGCGUAUGAUGGGUGAAGAAGAAAAUGGUGUACUCAAUAGAGGUAAACGUAAAGUUGGUGGUAAACGACAAGCUACUAGUAAAGAAGACAAACGGGCAUUGCUGAAAGAAGAAACAGUUGAUAUAGAUAUAUCAAAUGCCAGUUAAAAAUAGUUCAAUUGUUUUAUUAUCAGAACCUACGCAAAGCAAUAUUAUUCCAAAUUUAAUGUAAUUUUUAUAUAGGCAAUAGUUUGCCAGAAAGAGUGCAGGUCGUACUUUAUGAACAAUUAAUAUUUCCUUUGUGCAUCAAAAUUGAAGAUUGUGAGGCUGAACUGAACAAGUGCCUUGUAUAUAUCCUGUUUAUUAAACUAUGAAUUUAAUAACUUAGUGUAAAGAUAUAGAAGGGAUUCGGAAAUUCAAAUAGUUCACUUUAUUCAACACACAACAGUUAUACACAUAUGUUAUACUCUGAAGACCUCGUAAACCUACUCGCACGCUCGCUUGUUGUCAACCGACUCUUCCAGAUGCUUCUUAACGACUGCUUAUCGGAUUUACAUGAUUUGUCGAAUUACUUAAUAGAACCUUUAAACCUUAUUACUUUAUUUACAUUCCUCUUAGUUUACAUUCAUCCAUGACCUAAACCUUUCAAAUUUCUCUCUACACAGUGCCUUCGUAAAAAUAUCCGCAGUAUUUUCGCCUGUACUUACUUUAAUUAUAUUUAUCUUGUUUUGUUGUUGAAGAGUGUGCUAUAUUUCGCGUCCUUUAUUUGUUGAUAAUAUAUACGUUCCAAGCAAGGCGGUUGAAUACCCGGCAUCUCGCUGUGUCGGGCGACCCACUGCUGGACCAUGUCACGCAUCUCGAUUUCAUCAUUGUUUCCUACGUCGUCGAUUGUCUCUAUUUGGAAACAGCUGUGCACCCUCGGAUACAAAGUUGAAUAAAAGUGGCAGUUAAGCAGUACUAGGAUGAAGUCUGCCAAUACCUCACUGAUGUUAAGGAGUAACACGAUCCAGUUAUAGCUUACAGAGUCUGUAUUCUGUAAAAAGACGAUAGUUCGUAGUCAUUUAUCAAUUUGUCAUUUAUCAAUUUUGAUAAAUAACAAGAGAUGUAAAAGACAUGUAAACUGCGUAAAAUUCUCGGAAGAAUUAGAAAGAAGAUAUUAGUGUUAGAGAACAAAGAUAUAUCACGAUUAUUCUUAAAUAGAUUGAAAAAGGAGAAAAAGAAGAUUCAUUGGACAAUCAUAAACAAAAACAAAAAAUUAUAACAUACUAGAAGUAUAUUAUAAAUGAUGGUCUUUGCAAUUUGUAAUGGCAUACGGUACUUUCAUUUUAUUAAUGAUUGAUGUUACUUUAAUUACGAGGUCAUUAGCGACAAUUACAUUUGAUUAUUUACAUUAAUCUGGGUUAUUAAUCACCUUAGACUUUCUAUAAAUUUUGGCAUAUUAUGAACCUUUUUCGACUUUAAAUAUGGUAAUUAUCUUCAACAAGGAAUUUUAGUGCAUAUUAUAUUGUAAAAUAUAUAUUUACGAUUUAUAGAUAUAUAAUCUUUAUUAUCACUAGAAUAUAAAAUAUGGAAUAAUUUAUUGUAAUAAUUAAUAUAGAAUAAUUUUUAUUAUAUGGUAUAAUAAAAUUAUAUAUUUAUUACUCAAUAUGUUUACGUUUAUUAUAUAUUUUUCAACAGAUAAAUAAUAAAUAGUUUUAUUACACGUA